Messenger RNA from Cloeon dipterum, 1454 nucleotides. It is a transcript of the gene cathD, whose product is annotated as cathepsin D. Bases 145 to 1326 code for a protein of 393 amino acids. The record is from RefSeq and is a predicted model, not a curated record. NCBI's taxonomy places the organism in Eukaryota, Metazoa, Arthropoda, Insecta, Ephemeroptera, Baetidae. Gene Ontology annotation, cellular component: lysosome. Gene Ontology annotation, biological process: proteolysis; cell death. The transcript is spliced from 7 exons. Gene Ontology annotation, molecular function: aspartic-type endopeptidase activity.
AUCAGAUGUUUGUUGCUUCGAAUUUGAUGCUCCCGUGACAAGCAACAAAUUGCAGUCGUUUGAGAGUUUACGUAAGUGGCAGCCACAGUCAUCACAACUGUCGAGAACGAAAUAGUGAGAUACAUUUCCGCUGACCUAUCGAAGAUGCAGAGAGGGACGCCGUUUUCGCUGCUCCUUUUAGGAGCAAUUUUAGUCGCCCUGAGCCAGGCCGAGUUUAUCAGGGUGCCACUGACGAAGAUCCAGAAAUCCAGGGAAGUGCUGCGGGAGGUUGACACCGAUAUUUCCCUUCUGAAACAACGAUUUGAACACAUGGCUGUUGGAGGACCGGUGCCGGAGCCUCUUUCGAACUAUCUCGAUGCUCAAUACUAUGGCCCAAUCAGUAUUGGCAAUCCUCCGCAGAAAUUCCGCGUAGUUUUCGACACUGGCUCUUCAAAUCUCUGGGUGCCGUCCAAGAAAUGCCACCUCACAAGUAUUGCUUGUUUGCUUCACAGCAAAUACGAUAGCAGCAAGUCCACAACAUACGAGAAGAAUGGCACUUCUUUUGCCAUCCAGUACGGUUCUGGGAGCCUCUCUGGAUUCCUGUCGCAAGACAAUGUUCAGGUCGGUGGGCUCAACGUGCAAAAACAGGUAUUUGCCGAGGCCACCAGCGAACCAGGCUUGGCCUUUGUUGCCGCCAAGUUUGACGGAAUUCUUGGUAUGGCCUACAACUCGAUCUCUGUUGAUGGCGUCGUUCCUGUCUUCUACAACAUGUACCAGCAGGGACUUGUGCCUGCUCCUGUCUUCUCGUUUUACCUGAGCAGAGACCCUGAAGCUGCUCAGGGUGGUGAAAUUAUCCUAGGCGGCUCCGACCCCAAGCACUACAAGGGCGAAUUCACCUACCUACCUGUUGACAAGCAGACCUACUGGCAGUUCAAGAUGGACAAAGUCAAGGUUGGCGCCAACGAAUUCUGCAAGAACGGCUGCGAAGCUAUUGCUGAUACUGGCACUAGCUUGAUUGCCGGCCCUGUCGAGGAAGUUACCAAGCUGAACCAGGCCAUUGGCGCUACACCUAUUGUCGGUGGAGAGUACAUGAUUGACUGCAACCUCAUUCCUCAACUUCCCGAGAUCACUUUUGUCCUUGGCGGCAAGGAGUUUGUACUUGAAGGCAAAGACUACGUUCUCAGGGUUUCUCAAAUGGGCAAGACACUCUGCCUAUCUGGAUUCAUGGGCAUCGACAUCCCACCUCCUCAUGGUCCUCUGUGGAUUUUGGGAGAUGUGUUCAUCGGCAAAUACUACACAGAGUUUGACAUGGGAAACAACCGAGUUGGAUUUGCUGAGUCUGUGUAAUCAAAAGUUGCUACAAAUGCGCCUGAUAACAAGAGAGCAUAGGUUAUCCACUAAUGCUGUUGUUUUGUACGCCAUUAUAAUUUUGCCAAUAAAUAUAUUGUGGUUGAAAAAAAGCCAAAGAAAUAAAA